CAAAUCUCCAAAACCGGAGGCCCAGAAGGAAAAGGGAAAGAAACCCCGAGUGUGGGAUCUGGGGAACUCUAACGCCAAAGUACUCGAUUACAGCAACUCCGCUACCAACGGGAACGCCGAGGCUCCUCCCGCGGAGGAAUUCGACCCUGAAAUAGCUCUGGGGGAUCGAAAUCGGGAGCCCGGCCGCCUCUACGACCUUGAGUAUGAGAGCGAUGAUGAAGUUGAAGAGGAGAAGGUUCUCCAGAAUCCUUCAAAACCCAGCGUGAAGAAGGGUGGCCUGGGGGGGAUGUUUGGAAUGCUGAAAGGUCUGGUGGGCUCCAAGAGCUUGACAAGGGAGGACAUGGACCCCGUGCUGGAGAAGAUGAAGGAUCACUUGAUUGCAAAGAACGUGGCAGCUGAGAUCGCAGUCCAGCUCUGUGAAUCCGUGGCUAAAAAACUGGAAGGGAAGGUGAUGGGAACGUUCACCACGGUGACCUCGACGGUGAAACAGGCCCUGCAGGAGGCUCUAGUGCAGAUCCUGCAGCCCCAGCGUCGCGUGGACGUUCUCCGCGAUGUCAUGGACGCCCAACGUCAUCGUCGACCCUACGUGGUCACUUUUUGUGGUGUCAAUGGCGUUGGGAAGUCCACCAACUUGGCCAAGAUCUCGUUCUGGCUCAUCGAGAACGGUUUCAGCGUCCUCAUCGCCGCUUGUGACACUUUCCGGGCGGGCGCGGUGGAGCAGCUCCGUACUCACACCCGGCGUCUCAACGCCCUGCACCCUCCGGAGAACCACGGCGGGAGGACCAUGGUGCAGCUCUACGAGAAGGGUUACGGCAAAGAUGCCGCGGGGAUUGCCAUGGAGGCCAUCUCCUACGCUCGGAACCAGGGAUUUGACGUGGUGCUGGUGGACACAGCGGGUCGCAUGCAGGACAACGCUCCCUUGAUGACGGCGUUGGCCAAACUCAUCGCCGUCAACGCUCCCGACUUGGUGUUGUUCGUUGGGGAAGCGCUGGUGGGAAAUGAGGCUGUGGAUCAGCUGGUCAAGUUCAACAAGGCCCUGGCUGAUCACUCCAUGGCCCAGACACCGCGGCUCAUUGAUGGGAUCGUCCUCACCAAGUUUGAUACCAUCGAUGACAAGGUUGGUGCCGCCAUCUCCAUGACCUACAUCACGAGCAAACCCAUCGUUUUUGUUGGUACCGGACAAACUUACUGUGAUCUCCGGAGCCUUAACGCCAAGGCUGUGGUCGCAGCGCUCAUGAAGGCCUAAAAAAACCAACAACAAUCCACCAAAUCGCUGUUUGCAGAUGUCCAAAAAGAAACAAAUAACGAUGCUUUACCCCGUUACCGACUAGUCUUUCCCGUGUAGUGCAGAACAGAACGAAGGGA
Antrostomus carolinensis (chuck-will's-widow) is the source of this 1365-nucleotide messenger RNA. It is a transcript of the gene SRPRA, whose product is annotated as SRP receptor subunit alpha. NCBI's taxonomy places the organism in Eukaryota, Metazoa, Chordata, Aves, Caprimulgiformes, Caprimulgidae. Gene Ontology annotation, molecular function: GTP binding; ATP hydrolysis activity; signal recognition particle binding. The annotation marks the transcript as partial. The record is from RefSeq and is a predicted model, not a curated record. The transcript is spliced from 9 exons. Gene Ontology annotation, biological process: intracellular protein transport; SRP-dependent cotranslational protein targeting to membrane. Gene Ontology annotation, cellular component: endoplasmic reticulum membrane; signal recognition particle receptor complex.